Messenger RNA from Hermetia illucens (black soldier fly), 1290 nucleotides. Its product is annotated as pickpocket protein 19-like. NCBI's taxonomy places the organism in Eukaryota, Metazoa, Arthropoda, Insecta, Diptera, Stratiomyidae. The transcript has 7 exons. The record is from RefSeq and is a predicted model, not a curated record. Gene Ontology annotation, cellular component: membrane. The coding region runs from base 1 to 1290 and encodes 429 amino acids. Gene Ontology annotation, biological process: sodium ion transmembrane transport. Gene Ontology annotation, molecular function: ligand-gated sodium channel activity.
AUGGAGUAUGGAAACUUUGGAUUUGAACUCUUCAAGUGGUUUAUCUGGGUUUGCAUUAUGAUCCUGUCCAUUUUCUUCACCGUCUAUAUAAGCAUUUUGCUGGCAAAUCGAUUCAACAAUUCGCCACUUCAGACCGUGAUAGAAAGCAUAGAUUACCCUCUCGGUAAUAUUUUAUUCCCAGCCAUCACAAUUUGUUUUUCCAAUCGUGUGGAUUGGUCGAAAAUAGAUGAAGCUGCAGAAAUAUUCAUUCCAAACGGCACCAAGGAGGUGAAGGAUCUAUUUCAGGGUUUUACAUCUAAAUUGGAAUCAUUUGAAUUUGGAAAUUUCCUUCCUUUCCGAGAGUUUGAGAAUGUCUCACUUGAACCUCUAGAUUCAAUAAAUAUUUCGGAACUAAUGGAAUUCAUGAGCUAUCCCUGCGAGGACCACUUUUCAGACUGCAGGAUUCUCUAUUGGUAUGCCAAGUGUUGCAGAGAUCUCAUACCACAAAAAUCUGAGUUUGGAUUUUGUCAUUCAUUCAAUACCAACGGAUUAAAUGGGAGUAUAUACGAUUUGCCUCUAAGGUCAUCGUUGGCCGGAUGGGAAUACGGAAUAGAUUUGACCGCUAUUCCAGGGUCACCCGAAUCCAGAGUACCAGGAAGUAUUAAUCCGAAUGGUGUGAAGGACGAGGCUACCGACUCGAAGUACCUAAAAUUACCGGGAUUCGAAUACUCGCGUUCUAACUGCCUCUCCGCAUGCCGGCAGAACUACCUUGUGGACCGAUGCAACUGCACCCUGGAAGCCUUUUUCCCAAUAGGAAAUUAUACACCAUGUAAAGCUUCGGAUUUUAAAUGCUUGGUCAAAAAUAAUCAUUUUUUCAACCUAGAGACAUUCAAAAUCGACGGCGACACCGCUAAUAAAAAUCAAAGUGGAAUGGUAUGCUUCUGUCCACCAGAUUGCGAGUCUUUGGUUUAUCAAGCAGAAACGCCAGAAUGGCCUUAUUCCGAGCGAAUGAAGCAAGAGCGGAUUUACUUGAAUUUUCACUACAAGUAUAGUACCUUAACCAAAUACAGAACUGAAGUUGUUUUUGGAUGGUUGGAUUUAGUCGUCGCCUUUGGUGGUAUUGCAGGACUAUUUAUUGGUGCGUCUAUCCUCAGCGGAGUUGAGUUGAUCUACUAUUUCACUAUUGGAUUUUGGGUGUACAUGCGCGACCAAAUUGAUAAAAUGAAAACAUCAAGAGCAAAUAAAGUAUCUGCAGCCUCCCGGAGGAUUCUUGCCGUUGCUCCUAGCGAAAUAUUCGUUGAGGAUUACUAG